This is a messenger RNA of Pollicipes pollicipes, 931 nucleotides long. RefSeq lists its product as uncharacterized. The transcript has 4 exons. The record is from RefSeq and is a predicted model, not a curated record. Bases 176 to 877 code for a protein of 233 amino acids. NCBI's taxonomy places the organism in Eukaryota, Metazoa, Arthropoda, Thecostraca, Pollicipedomorpha, Pollicipedidae.
CUAGGGGCAGGCGGGGAAGCAAGGCCGCUGUGCGCAGUUCCCCACGAGAUUAACUUAGCUAUAGCGUUGUUUUCGUGACGGAAAGGCGCAGCAUGUGAACACACCUUAAUCCUUCGUUAUUCCGCUAAUCUGCAUCAGAUCUGCGCGUUCAGCAAGUUUUCUGUGUCGAAAGCAGAUGUGGUGUCCUCAGAUGUCGUACUUUCUCUUAUUUUCACUGUACUCCGCAAACUUAGUGGCAGGUAAUAUGAAAGAAGCUGGCAUUCAUGAAAAUGAAGAUAAAACUCACGUAAUUCAAUUCCAUUCAAACCCGGAUGCAUACCUGGGAUGGCGGACAUAUGACGACGACUCGAUCUGGUUCACCCUGAACUGCAUGAAGCUGAGCGCCGAGAAAUACUGCGGCUUCGGUCUCACCAAACCGGGCCUUUCCGCCGGCAAGACGAAGAACAUGUUCAACUCGGACAUCUACACGGCCCACGGCGACACAGUCGACGACAGGUUCGGCGACUCCAUCACCAACAAGCCGCGGAAGGACAGCAAGACGAGCAUCGUCUGCGACCACUGCGGCCUGCACGACGACGGCGAGAUCCACGCCACCUUCUACCGCAACCUGACCACGGGCGACGAGCAGGACGUCGCUAUCACCAACCAGACGUACCGCAUCAUCUGGGCCAUCGGGCCGCUCAAGGACGGCGACAUCGACUAUCACACCCUGCGGCCGCAGAAGGACUACCAGUACCGAUACGCCAACUUCCUGGAGCCGGACCUGACCGUGGUGCCCGAGUUCAAAGACAACAUCAAAUCGGAGGCAGCGCGCACCGUGCAAACCGUGCUCGUGGCGGCCCUGGCCGGGGCUCUGCUCACGCUCGCGCUGCUCUAACGGCGGGUGCGCGAGCCUCGCCGCCCGGCGGGGAGGCUGCCGGCGGGAAGCGCG